CCAACUCAGUGAAGACGGAAGAGGAGAGGACAUUUUCGAUAUCAUAUUUUUAUUACUGGAAGUAGAUCAGAAAUGUCAUUUAUCAUUGCUUGCCCCAAAUAACGUCUAAUUAUUAAAUCUAAAGAACAUUGAAGAGUCAAGAUUCCUGUUAGACGAAACGCGGAAUGGGUUGAGGACGUAUGUAUGGCUGCAGCUCUUGGAGGUUGGACUUCAAACUUGAAAAUUGCAAUGGCUUGAGAAUUUCGGAGGGCGUGAAAGAAUGGCGGAGGGUCCAGUGAGCUUUCUGCUUGAAAAGAUUGCUAGCUUUGUUGAAAAUGAGAUGAUGCUCCUGUGGGGCGUUCGGGAAGAAGUUCUGUACCUGAGAGGAGAACUAGAGCGCAUGAGGGCCUUCCUGAAGAUAGCGGAUGCAAUGGAAGAAAGCGACGAGGAGAUCAAAGUGUGGGUGAAGCAAGUGCGAGAGAUUGCUCAUGAAACUGAAGACGCUCUUGAUGAAUUCACAAUUCUUCAAGCACAUGAUCAUGCGGACGGACUCUACGGCUCUCUCCACAGAUUUUCUUGUUGUAUUAAGAACAUAAAAUCUCGUUGUCGUAUUGUCUCCGAGCUACAAGGCAUCAACUCCAGAAUCAAAAACAUUCUCGGGGUUCACAAGACGCUGCUUCACAAACUUAGCGGAGCUCAACAAGGCUUGGGCUCCAAGAAUGCAGGAAACACGUGGCAGGACGCGCUUCUUUUUGAAAAGACUGAUUUGGUGGGGAUCGAUGAGCCCAAGCAGCAGCAGGUGGGGUGGCUGGUGAAGGGCGGUUCUGGGCGCGAAGUAGUUUCUGUCGCUGCAAUGGGAGGAAUGGGGAAAACCACCUUGGCAAAGCAAGUGUACGAUGAUCCAGAAGUGAAGAAACAUUUCAAAAUACGCGCGUGGGUCACCGUCUCUCAAUCUUUCAAGAUAGAAGAACUCCUCAAAGACAUGAUUCGGCAAAUCUUCGGCGUAGUCAGCAGACCAGUUCCGGAAGGAUUGGACAGCAUGAACAACGACAGGCUGAGAAGAGUAAUCAAGGACUUGCUUCAGAAAAGGAGGUACUUGAUUGUUUUGGAUGAUGUUUGGCACUUGCGUGUAUGGGAUGCUGUCAAAUACGCCUUGCCUAACAAUCGUUGCGGCAGCAGAGUGAUGCUCACUACACGCAACGCCGACGUAGCCUCCACCUCCGGUGUGGAAUCCAUCGGUAGGGUCUAUAAAUUGAAUCCCCUGCCUCCGGAGGAGUCUUGGGAUCUUUUCUGCCGGAAGACUUUUCAAGGGGAUGCAUGCCCUGCUUAUUUGGAGGAAAUAUGCAGAAAUAUUUUGAGAAAAUGUGAGGGACUUCCCCUGGCGAUUGUGGCAAUCAGCGGUGUUUUGGCGACAAAAGACAAGCGUAGGAUUGACGAGUGGGAUAAGGUUUGCCGCAGUCUUGGUGCGGAAAUCGACGGCAACGACAAACUCAAGGAUUUGAAGAAAGUACUUUUGCUCAGUUUCAACGAUUUGCCGUACUACCUGAAAUCUUGUUUCUUGUACCUCAGCAUCUUUCCAGAAGAUUAUCAGAUUGAGCAAAUGAGAGUGAUUCGAUUACUGAUAGCGGGGAGGUUUGUUGAAGAUAAAGAAGGGGAAACGCCGGAAGAAGUUGCGAAGGACUACCUCGACGAACUCCUGAACAGGGGCCUACUGCAAGUGGCGGCCACAACGAGCGAUGGAAGGGUGAAGAUGUACCACAUCCAUGACCUGCUGCGAGAGAUUAUCGUGACAAAGUCAAGAGAGCAGAACUUCACUACAAUCGCUAAAGAUCAGAACGGGGUGUGGCCCGACAAGGUCCGACACCUGUCGAUACAUAACACAACGCGAAAUGUUCAGCAAAACAGGUGUGUUUCUCAACUUCGCUCUCUGUUCUUGUUUGGGGUGGUAGAAAAGCUACACAUUGGAAAAUUGUUUUCUGGCGCUUUUAGGCUGCUACAUGUGUUCGAUUUGCAGAACUCACGUAUACACAGGUUCCCAGUUGAUAUUGUGAACCUGUACCAUCUGAAAUAUCUAAGCUUUAGGGGAACCAAAAUUAGACGCAUUCCAAGCUUUAUAGGGAAGCUUCAGAAUCUAGAAACUUUGGAUCUUAAACAUACCCGUGUCACUGAACUGCCUGUUGAGAUCUUGAAGCUCACACGACUGCGCCAUCUUCUUGUAUAUCAUUACAAGCUUGAAUCCUACGAAUAUUUUCACUCGAGAUAUGGUUUUAAGAUCCAAGGAAAUAUAGGAAGUUUGCAAUCCCUGCAAAAGCUCUGUUUCAUAGAGGCGAACCAAGGCGGCGGGACUAUAAUGACAGAGCUUGGGAAACUGUUUCAACUAAGGAGGUUAGGCAUUGUGAAGCUGAGAAAAGAAGACGGCAAGUCUCUGUGUUUAUCCCUCAAAAAGCUGACCAACCUUCGUGCUAUGUCGUUGACAUCAAUAGAGGAGGAAGAGAUACUUGAUUUGGAACACCUUUCUUCUCCACCUCCAUUGCUUCAGCGGCUGUACUUGAGAGGGCGUUUCGAGAAGUUGCCUCACUGGAUUCCAUCACUCCAUGGCCUUGUCAGAUUGUAUUUGAAGUGGAGUAGAUUAAAGGAAGACCCACUUGUGCUCCUCCAAAAUCUGCCCAAUCUUGUGCAUCUUGAAUUGCUUCAGGUUUUUCAGGGAGACACGCUGUAUUUCAGGACCGGGGGGUUUCAGAAGCUGAAGGUUUUAGGCCUCGAUGAAUUCAGUGAGCUUACAUGCGUGCAAGUGGAAAAGGGAGCAAUGCCCUGUGUUGAAAAGCUGAUUAUCCAGCGGUGUAACUUGCUUAAGAAGGUGCCAUUUGGGAUUGAACAUCUAUCCAAGUUGAAAGUGCUAGAAUUUUUCGACAUGCCCGAAGAAUUAAUCAAGACGCUUCGUCCCGAGGAAAAAGGGUGCGACUAUGGGAAAGUUGCUCACAUCCCAGAAGUCUAUUCUACCUACUGGAGAGAGGGAUGGGAGGUCAAUUCUCUGGAGAGUCUCAAUGAGGGAGAGAAUUCCCCCAGGCGCAGUACUAUCAUUUUGAAGAGUCAUGAUCUUCAAACGCGUUGGAAAUGAUAUAUUCAGAGAUAUGGGGCAUGCUUGUACAAAGCAGUGAUGAUGAUGAUGAUGAUGAUGGUGUUGGAGUUCUGUAGUGCUUGAAGCUGGCUCGUGUGUUGGAGGGUGUAAAUAUGCAAGUGACUGUAACAGUUCUUAUAGUUGGAAGAAAGAUUUAUCUGGACUUCAAGCGGCUUAUUAAUGCUUGGGGCUUCAGAGGUAACUUGUGGUUCACAAUGUGUAUGAUGCUCAGAGCAUCCAGGUUGUGAAUAUGUGGAGGAUGAAAGAUUGUAAAUACUGUAAAUGAUUGUAAAAAAGAAAACACAUUGUAAUUAAAUAAGCACGGGGUAUAGUCCUCACUCCGGUAAAGAUGUAAAUUACUGUCAAUACUCCAACAGUUGUGGUGAACCACAAAUUGUAAACAUGUAAAGAUUGUAAAUACUCAUUAUCAGUGUACAGGGAUAACCUCUAGUUGUCUAUAUAAUUGGGGCAUUCUUGUACAAAGUCAGGUUGCUCUGUGGAAUUAAUAUUUAAUAUUUGUUCA
This is a messenger RNA of Alnus glutinosa, 3620 nucleotides long. Its product is annotated as disease resistance protein RPM1-like. Gene Ontology annotation, biological process: defense response to other organism. The record is from RefSeq and is a predicted model, not a curated record. The transcript has a single exon. Lineage: Eukaryota; Viridiplantae; Streptophyta; Magnoliopsida; Fagales; Betulaceae. Gene Ontology annotation, molecular function: ADP binding. Bases 260 to 3097 code for a protein of 945 amino acids.